This is a messenger RNA of Xenopus tropicalis (tropical clawed frog), 1757 nucleotides long. It is a transcript of the gene ocstamp, whose product is annotated as osteoclast stimulatory transmembrane protein. The transcript has 2 exons. The record is from RefSeq and is a predicted model, not a curated record. Bases 10 to 1329 code for a protein of 439 amino acids. Gene Ontology annotation, cellular component: membrane. Lineage: Eukaryota; Metazoa; Chordata; Amphibia; Anura; Pipidae.
AUACGCUGGAUGGUAUGCCCAUGGGUACUCAGUCCCCUCAAGAAUGCCUGGUCUGCCUAUUCAAAUCCCAUUCCUAAAAACAAGACCCAGCUCCUUUGGCUGAUUGUUUUGUGCUGUGUCAUUUCCAUAGCCAUUGGGCUUCUUCUCCAUAUCUGGCUGUUUAGCUCUCUUCACUACCAUACUCUGCUAACCGUCGUUCUGUCAUCCGUUGUUUCCACCAUUAUAUUCUUCAUACUAGUCCUAAUGCACCCCAUUCGCUGCAUAGUGACUAUCAUGAUGCCAGUAAUGGGCACCAAGCAAGGCCGAAGGCUCCUGCUGAGCUCCUGUUUCAUGCUGAUAGCGUUCAAGAUCAUCCCUAAUAUCAUUGCCAACAUGAGAGCAGUGUUUCGCACGUUAGGGUGCCUCUCGCAGCACUCUUCCGAGAGGCUUUUAAAUUCAACAUUUUUUUUUCAAACCAUGACCAGCGAUACCAACGAUAUAGUGACAGAGAUGAAAAACCUUUUGAGCUCCAAAAAAAGUGAUGUAAAGAUUUCCGCUCAUACCAAAACAUCGUUGGUCGCCGACCAUAUACUUCAAAUAACAGAUAAUGUCAAAAAGGAUCUAAUGGCGGUGGAAUUAUUAUUUAAGGAUGGUGUGCUCAUAUCUAACAGAAUUCUAGCCGGAAUUUUUAUUAUGGUUCUUCUGUUCAAUGCAACGUGGUAUCUGAAGUGGUAUCUGACCGAUCUCAAGUUUGACAAUCUGUACAUCACCGAAAAGCUGGAAAAACUUGCCCUGGAGAAAGAUGGCAGCCACCUACUCACUGCUUCCAGGGUGAAGCUCAUAAGGUCAACGGGCCUCAAGCUUUCCAGAAGGGAAAUCUUCCACUGCAUCAUUAGAUCUCUGAUACUUGUUUCUUUUGUGAUGUUCACCACCGUGGUUAUAGCCACUGACCAUAUCACGUAUCAGUUUGCACUGACUGUUGGGGAGUGGGUAGUAAAGGUGCCCUCAGUACCAAUUGUCUUUGAGAUAGACUAUCUCAUAACUUAUUAUGUAUUAAGGGGGGUAUUUUCCAAGAACCAUGGAAACUCGAGAUCUUUCCACUGGAAUAUGACUUUUGUCUCCUCACAAUGUAGAACCCAAGCGACCCCUCCAGAUGACUCUGUGGCCAUCACCGUUGUCAUCAUCUGCGGUGUGAUAUUUGCCAUGAUACUUAUGGAAGCGUAUGCUCAACGCUUGUGCCGAAAAAUCUCCGCUUCAUUUUACAAACAGCGCGAAGACCAAAGAGUUUCUUAUCUGUUUCAAAAGAUUCUUCAGAAACAACACAAAAAUGUUCCUGAUUUUCCCAACUGAUGGCUCAUUACAUGAUCCUUCCCUACACUAGGAACCUGUGCAGAAUGCAACAUUUACAGGGUGGUAAUGGUGAAUUUAUUUCUUUAAUGUCUUUUGGCUCUGUAGAACUCCAUUACCCAUGGGCAGAUAUAAGUGAUUGAAGAUGAAAAAGUCUAUCCAUAAUACUGAAUAUAAAUAUCUAAGAAAGCACUUGAAUUUCUUGUAGGUGGGAGGUAUAUUGAGUGAGAUCCUUAUGAUAAUUGCAGUCUAUGGGGCAUGUUUACUAAUACUGGAGAUAAACAUCACCAGUGAUGAGCAAAUUUUUUUGGCAGGCAUGGAUUCGCAGCAUGAAAUUUUGCACAGUUGCAUCAAAAAAAGUGUGCGUCGCGUGAAAAAAGGCUCGGUUGCACACAAAAAGGCACGCGCGUCACAAAACGUUUCGCUAAUUU